Messenger RNA from Selaginella moellendorffii, 5237 nucleotides. RefSeq names its product titin. NCBI's taxonomy places the organism in Eukaryota, Viridiplantae, Streptophyta, Lycopodiopsida, Selaginellales, Selaginellaceae. Gene Ontology annotation, cellular component: cytoplasm; membrane. The record is from RefSeq and is a predicted model, not a curated record. The transcript is spliced from 4 exons. The annotation marks the transcript as partial. Gene Ontology annotation, molecular function: metalloendopeptidase activity. Gene Ontology annotation, biological process: cell adhesion; proteolysis.
UUUUCAUUGAUCCAUUGAGCGCGCUCGCGAGAGAGAAAAGGCGAGGAAGAAAUCGAUUAGGUUCUUCGGUGGCGAGAGAGAUCCGGUAGCUCUCGCUUUGGAUCGUUGGUCAAAGUUGUGAAGUGGUCGAAGGGAGUUUAUGUGCAUUCUUCCUGUUGGUUUUGGUCCGUCUGUGUGGUGGAGUGUAUCGUCUGUGCUCUGCAUUUUUUAGGAGCCAGGUCUAUCUUGAUCCACCGCUGGAAAUUCUUUGAUCCGCGAUUGCGCUGCCUCGAGGCAUCGCUCGCGCCAGUUUUGCUUUUUGCAUAUAUCUUUCUUUCCCUCCUGGGAUUGUUUGACAGACCCCGGGGUUUUGCGUUUCGAUUUUGUGCAUAGUCGCGUCGAGAGGGAUAAAGCUUCCAAGAAAAUCGAAAAAAGAAAACAUUUCGCCUGCGUGAGAUUGAUAGUGAGUCUGAGAUCGAUUUCGAUCGAAUCGAUCCAAGUCCAGUAUUCUAGUGUGCAUAAACUCGCUCGUCCCAAUCCCAAUUUUGCUGUGUUGUAUAUUUUGCUUUGUUCUUAACAUCAUGGGGAAGUGUUCUAGCAAAGAACGUGUUGGAAAAGCAAUGGUCUCCAAGAUCAAUGCCGUCCAGAAAUCUUCGGGGGCUUCGAGCUCGAAUGACAACAACAACAACAACAACAAAUCCAACACAAAGCCACAGUCCAUUCCAAGCUCGAGUGGUAGCACCAGGGUCCAGGACAACAAUUCUCCCAAGAAUGUUGGGGUGGUGGUGCCACCAAUCUCCAUCCCUGCCCCUCCCGCCCCGGCUGUAGGCUCAAAUAUCCAACGAGGAGGCCCCGGCUCGGUGUCAGACAGAUUCCACGAUGCACAAGAAGAACUCCCGGACUUCCCCACGCUCGACGCCCAAGGCAACGUCCCACCCGAGGAGCACCCAACUCCAAAGAUGGGCUCCUCUUACAAGCAGCCAUCCUCGUCGUCCCCAGCGUCGUCUCCCCAGGAAGUGAAAAAGAUCCAUUCCUACGCAUACGUGGUGGCCCAAGCGCCACCAUCCGCAAGUAAGUUGAGCUCGAGUUCUUCGUUUCCAGGUAAGUCGUCUAACCUCGAGGUCCUUAGCAGUAGUAAUAGUAGCGCUGGUAGUUUCGGUAGAAGCCAGAGCCUUGAGACGUCUAGUAGAGCUAGCGAGACAACGUUUUCUCACACAACCACCAGAACACCAUCGAAAACUCCAGAAACCGUCGUGAAGCCCGAGUUAGUUUCGACUCAAACACCAAGUGCUAAGCCCGAUCCUUACAAAUCCGACUCGAAAUAUGCCAAGCCUGCUUCUACAACCAAGCUAGCUCCUGAAUCAAAAACCAAAAGUGUUGAGACCAUGAAGCCUGCCCCGGACACCAAAGGUAAGCCCAUUAGUAUCAAAGGUAACAAGCCGCCUCCUCCGGUUCAAGAGAAGGCCUCACCGAAAGCCAAGUCUCCGCCUAAGGCCAAGGCUUCCCCGACGCCAGUAAGAGUUACAGAGCCUGCGAUGCAAAACCGCAAAGAAGAGAAAGCUGCCGGCGUUUCUCGUCGUGGCUUUGUUCUCGAGGACUGGGAACUUGUCUCCAAAGCCACUGAAACACCGGACGACAAACAAAAGGCAUCAAGAACAGCAAAUACAGAGACCACAAAAGCUGGGCCGGAUAGGAAAGCAGUGGAUAGUCUAGGAAAACCAGGUGGCGCGAUCAGGCCUCAAGCGGGAUCUGAUGUAUCAUCAGAAAACCGAGUAGGAAAACAGGCAGCCCCCCCGGAGAUUAUAAAAGAACAGAAGGCCAGGGAGAUCCCAGCGAUGGAGAAACGUUCAUCACAUUCUAAAGCAGCAACAGCAAAAAAAGUCAAAGCUACACCGGAAGUGCAUGUGACAGCAACUGAGCCGGGAAGUGAUAACUCCAUGUCGAGCUUCAGUGGACCGUCUGAUUCAUCAAAAGUUGGCGAGGAAAAACAGCAUGCUCAAAAGCGUGAAGCUGCUCAAGUUGGCGCUGGAACGAAGAGAAAUUCGGGACAGGAGGAGCCAGUAAACAUUGCGAAAGAAGUACCAGGUAAUGCUACAAUCAAGGAUGUUACAAGGGAUUUUGACAAGAAAACUCCACAAGGAGCUCAGAACAAACGAGAAGAUGAUACGCCAAAGCAGGAAGCUAAGAUAGAUCAGAUCGGCAUUGGCACAUCGGUAACAACUUUAGGAGAGAUACAAGAGAAACCACAAGCAAUUGCCGCUCUGCGUAAGGAAGAAAAGGCACCUGUGCCACAGGAAGCGCCAAUAUCAGCUACAGUGGCAGAUGCCACAUCCAAAUCAAAUCUUGAUGUGCCUACGGACAAAGCGCAGCACCGGGCGAUAGCUCCAUAUGCGAUAGUGAAGCGGGAAAAUGAUGAUUCGUGCGUGGAGGAAAAGCCCGCUGACAAAUUUACAAUGAAAUUGGAAGACAACGUAGAGAAGCCAGCCGUUUCUGAGCAUGAGCUCAAGCUACCAGACAAUUUUUACGGUGCUCAGACAAUUGCAGCUGCACAGAACGUACAAGUCGCGACUCCAGCAGAAAUGCAAGUGCUAUUGGACAUAUAUCCUGAGACUGUGCAAAGAAAUGAGGAGCAGACUGCAAGUGACGUUUUCCUGGAUCCAAAAGCCCCUGUACCUUUGGAAUACUUAGCAGGACUAGUCGAACACGUCAUACGUACCACAACAGAGGACCAUGAAAACGUGACACCGCCCCAAAUAAAGAGAAGUGCGCAUCCCAACCAAGGAAAGGACAACAGAAAAGAAAGAGACGAAAUGGUUUCGGAGGGCCUGCCCGUUCCCAAAGUCGUACAAGAAACAUCGAAGGCCGUCGAGUUACAACAAGCCACGCCUUCAGAAGCCAUGCCUGUGGUUAAAAAGAAGGCUGCAAGGGAGGCAAUACCCGAGCCUCCAGCAGCAAUACCUCCAACCCCGGAAAACAAGGAAAAAGAGAGCCAUGACGCAGCCAAGUUGGCUGUAGAGCAUGCUGAGGCCGAGGAGAGUGAUCCCAAGGCGAUUGUGAAGGAGGGAGAAAAGGUGGCAGACCAAGAAAUUAAGAGGUCCCCGCUGGAUUCCACACACGCGACAGAUUCUGUGGUGAAGGAGACAGCAGCUCCUGCCAGUGACGAUUUUGCUCAGCGAGUGGCACAGGAGAAGAAAGUCAGGGAGCUACAGAUUUCUGAACGUGAGCUCGAGCUGCCUGUCCCAGUAGUCUCGCAGCACGCACAGCAGCACGUCAAGGAGCAGAUACAAGCUGUACUAGAGGAUGCAAAGGAUGCCAAGGAGGUGGAACAAGCUGAGCCAAUAACAGCUCUAGCAGCAAUGCCCGUGGCCGACGAGGUCUUGCCCGCAAAAGACAAACCUGAGAAGGCCAAGGUGGCUGUGGACGACCAGGUGGAGCAUUCUGACACCCAGGAGAGUGCUCCAGAGCUGAUCGUGGAGGAAGAAAAAGUGGCGGAGAGAGCCGUGCCGGAUUCCACGCAGGCGAUGGAUCCCAUGGUAGAGGACACACUGGCAGCAGCUGCCAGUCUAGACAUUCCCAAACAAGUAGCAGAGGAGGUAAUCAAUGUCGAGGAGCAAGUUUCUGAACGUGGGCACCAGCUGCUCGUCCCAGGAGAAAAAGUCCCACAGCCCACAGGCAAGGCUGUUAAGGAGCCACAUGCUGUGCCUAAGGCAGUUCCUGAGGCUGCAAAGGAGGUGGAACUGGCCGAGCCACCUGCAGCUCCAGCAGCAAUGCCUGCGGUCGAGAAUGUAUUUCCCGCACACAACGAAAUCAAGGAGGAAGAGAGCAUUGAGACGGCCGACGUGGCUGUGGAAGACAAGGAGGAGAAUGCUGACGACAAGGAGAGUGUUCCAGAUGCGAUCGUAAAGGAGGGAGAAAAGUUGGCAGAGCCAGAUAUUGAGAGUCCUGUGCCAGAAUACAUGCAUGCAACGGAACCCGUGCUGGAGACACUGCUAGCAGCCCCAUCAAGAGAAGACAUUCACGAGCAAGUGCCAGAGGAGGAAAUCAAAGUCAAGGAGCCACAACAAGUUUCCAAACGUGAGAUCAAAGAAGAUGUCCAGCAGGCUGCGGACGAGGCUUUCCAAAAGACAGGCGAGCCUGAGGCCGUGCCUGAGAAAGCUGACGAGGCCGCUAAGAAAAUGGAACUGGCCGAGCCAGUCGGAGCUCCAGCAGCAACGUCUGCAGUGGAUGACGUUUUGCCCACACAGGACGAAAUCAAGGAGGAAGGGGGCAUAGAGCCAGCUGCUGUGCACGACCAGGUGGAGAAUGGUCACGCCGGAGAGAGUACUCCAGACGCGAUCGUGGAGGAGGGAGAAAAGUUGAUGGAGCCAGGGAUCGAGAGUGCUCUGCUGGAUUCCAUGCAUGUGGCAGAUCCCGUUAUGGAGGACACACAGGCAGCAGCUCCUGCUAGUGAACACAUUACCAGGCAAGUGGAAGAUGAAGAAAUCAAAGUCGAGGAGCCACAACAACUUUCCAAACGAAAGCUGAAGCUGCCCGUCCCAAUAGAAGAACUCCCACACACGACGAACGAAACCGUCCAGGAGCCAGAGGCUGUGGCUGAGGUCGUUCCCGGGCCAGAGGCCGUGCCUGCGACUGCUGAAGAACCUGACCUGGAGGUGGAAACGGCCGAGCCACUCGUAGCUCAAGUACCAACCACCACAGUGGAUGCCGUCUUACCCGCACACAAGGAAAUCGAGGCCGAAGAGAGCAUAGAGCCGGCCGAGGGGGCUGUGGAUAACCAAGUGGAGAAUGUCGAGCCCAGGGAGAGUGCUUCAGUCGCGGUCCUGGAGGAGGGAGAAAAGUUUGCGGUGCCAGAGAUCGAGAGUGGUGCACCGGAUUCCAUGCAUGCGACAGAUCCCAUGGUGGAGGACACACAGCGAGCAUCUCCUUCCAGUGAAGACAUUCACGAGGUCGUGGAAGAGGAGCAAACCAAAGUCGAUGUGCCACAGCAAGUUUCCGAACGCGAGGUUGAGCUCCCCAUUCCAAGAGAAGAACUCCCAGAGUCGGCGAAGGAAGCCGUCCAGGAGCCACAGCCUGUGGCUGAGGCCGUUCCCGGGCCAGAGGCCGUGCCUGAGGCUGCUGAGGAACUUGCCCAGGAGGUGGAACUGGCCGAGCCACUCGUAGCUCAAGUACCAACCACCACAGUGGAUGCCGUCUUACCCGCACACGAGGAAAUCGAGGCCGAAGAGAGCAUAGAGCCGGCCGAGGGGGCUGUGGAUGAC